AUGUCCAAGCUUGCCAUUGCCGCCGAGUUAGACGAGGAUAGAUAUGAUACCGCCCUUGCUGCAAAAUGCCUCGACUGCGAUACCGAACUCGAUAUUACACACGCAAAGCUUGCACCAGUGGUGAAUGGUGUCAUCAAGGCCAACACCUUCUCUCGCAAAGAAGAAGUGAAGGCCUGGGAGCAAGAACUCACGAGCUGCGAGCAUGUCUUGCUUAUGCAGCAGCAGGAAUCACGCCAAAUUGAACAGGGUGAGCUCGGUCACUGCUCAGGGUGCGACUUGCGGGAAAAUCUCUGGUUGUGCCUCGAGUGUGGCAAUCUGGGCUGCGGCCGCAAGCAGUUAGGGGGAGUGGGUGGAAAUUCUCAUGCGCUCGCUCAUUCUACAGACUCCGGCCAUGGCGUAGCCGUGAAACUGGGUUCUAUUACACCCGAAGGCACUGCUGACAUUUACUGCUACAAGUGUGACGAUGAACGCAUCGACGACAUGUUGGGCCAGCACCUGGCUCAUUGGGGAAUCAGACUGGCCGAAAGACAAAAGACGGAAAAGAGCUUGACGGAGAUGCAAAUCGAACAAAACCUCAAAUGGGACUUCGCUACGACCACAGAAGACGGAAAGAAGCUGGAGCCAUUGUUUGGGCCAGGCCUAACUGGUCUAAAGAACCUGGGCAACAGUUGCUAUUUGGCAAGCGUCACUCAAUGCCUUUUCGACAUGCCAGCAUUUCGCCAGCGUUAUUUUCGGCCAAAUGAUGAUUUGCCUAUUGUCGAAGACCCUGCGACUGACCUGGAAACCCAGCUGCGAAAGAUGGGAGACGGCCUGUGGUCUGGUCGCUAUUCUAAGCCUGAUGCCGACCCGUCCACAAAUUCACAGGCUCACCACCAAAAGGGACUGGCACCGGCCAUGCUUAAGCAUCUGAUUGGACGUGGUCAUGAGGAAUUUUCGACCAUGAGACAGCAAGAUGCAUUCGAACUUCUUCAGCAUCUGUUCAAGCUCAUUACUAGAUCGCAGCACCCCGGCCAUCUCAAGGAUCCAACCGCAGCAUUUAGAUUUGUCCUGGAACAAAGGCUGCAGUGUCUCAGAUGCGAAAAAGUGCGAUAUACUAGCAAUGAGCAGGACAGCAUCUUUAUCGACGUUCCCCUGCUGGAGCAAGUACGUGCAGCAGAAGAGCCUCAACAGCCCCCAGACCUGUACAGGCCAGUCACACUCAAACAGUGCCUCGACGACUUGGCGACAGCUGAAAAGGUCGAACUGACAUGCCCAAGCUGUGGAAGUAACGACGGUUUCAGCAAGCAAUCACUGUUCAAGACAUUUCCCGAGAUUUUGGUCGUGAAUGCCCGGAAGAUGACGGUGAUAAAUUGGGUUCCGGUCAAGGUUGAUGUACCCGUUGUGGUACCUGAUGAGCCCUUCUUGCUUGACGAAUACUUGUCAAAGGGCUUGCAGCCCGAUGAACAACAACUGCCAAAGGAGCCAGAAAGCAAGACUCCCGCAUUUGCUCCCGACGCCGCUGCAUUGGCGCAGCUGGAAGGCAUGGGAUUCCCACUCAAUCGCUGCGAGAAAGCCUUGCAUGCCACUGGGAAUUCGGACGCCAAUGCGGCCAUGGAGUGGCUCUUCAGGCACAUUGACGAUCCUGAUAUUGACGCUCCUCUCAACCUUGGCAUCCCAGGUGGAGAAACCGGCGGCGACACUGCCGAUCCCGAAAAGAUGGAGAUGCUCGGUGCCAUGGGCUUCGGCGCUCCACAGGCUAAGAAGGCACUGAAGGAGACUGGCGGUGAUGUUGAGCGGGCUGUCGAGUGGCUCUUUAGCCAUCCGGAUGAUCAAGGCAUUUUUGAAGGCGAGGGCGCCGGUUUUAGCGAGCGAGCUCAUUCCAACGAGUCGCCUGGACGUGCUACGGUUCCCGCGCAGUUCCAACUUCAAUCUAUUGUGUGCCACAAGGGAACGAGCAUACACGCUGGUCAUUAUGUCGCCUUUAUACGAAAACAGUUGGAGGGCACCCAGCCUCCUAGUUGGGUACUCUUCAAUGACGAGAAGGUCGUCAAGGCAACCGACUUUGAUGAGAUGCGCAAGUUUGCGUACGUUUAUUUUUUCAAGAGAGUUCCAAGGGAGGAUGUCUAA
This is a messenger RNA of Metarhizium album ARSEF 1941, 2106 nucleotides long. RefSeq names its product ubiquitin carboxyl-terminal hydrolase 14. Gene Ontology annotation, biological process: protein deubiquitination. The coding region runs from base 1 to 2106 and encodes 701 amino acids. Gene Ontology annotation, molecular function: zinc ion binding; cysteine-type deubiquitinase activity; protein binding. The record is from RefSeq and is a predicted model, not a curated record. The transcript is spliced from 2 exons. NCBI's taxonomy places the organism in Eukaryota, Fungi, Ascomycota, Sordariomycetes, Hypocreales, Clavicipitaceae.